This is a messenger RNA of Lactuca sativa (garden lettuce), 1951 nucleotides long. The record is from RefSeq and is a predicted model, not a curated record. Lineage: Eukaryota; Viridiplantae; Streptophyta; Magnoliopsida; Asterales; Asteraceae.
UCCGUUAUUUUGUGACCAAUAGCAUGGCAUAUUAGUGGAUUUAUCAGCUUCCUUCAUAUAUACAGGUUUUUUGUGCUAUUAACCUUCGCUCUUUAUACCUUUCGCUACAAUCCAGAAAUCAGAACACCCAACUCCCUGCAAUGGAACCGGAACAGCAACCAUCACAAGAAAUCAGCAAAAAAGCGGCAAAAAAGGAGGCUGCCAAGGCAGAAAAGCUCCGUCGCCGUCAGGAAGCAGCCGCCGCUGCCGCCGCCGCAUCUGGCGUUGCUGGCGUGUCCAUCGACUCUCCUGACCCUCUCGCCGCGAACUAUGGGGACAUUCCUAUGGAAGAUCUUCAGUCGAAGGCUAUUUCCGGACGUGUGUGGACCACCGUUAGCGCUCUUACCGAAGAACUCAAAGACCGCACUGUGCUAAUAAGGGGGCGGGUUCAGACGAUUCGCGCUUUAGGGAAGAACAUGACGUUUUUUACUGUAAGAGAGAAGGGAUAUACAGUGCAAUGUGUGUUGGUGGCUCCUGGCAUCGUUAGCUCUCAGAUGGUUAAGUAUGCAAUGACGAUUACCAAAGAAUCGUUUGUUGACAUUGAAGGAUUAAGAAACCUCUCAGCAGAGAUUAUAUUCGGCUCAUGAAGAGAGGUUGAAGUUCAAGUUAGGAAGAUUUAUUGUGUAAACAGGGCUGCUGCUAUUCUUCCUAUAAAUGUUGAAGAUGCUUCCAGAAGUGAAGCUCAAAUAGAGAAGUCUUUGGAGACUGGAGAAAAAUUUGUUCGUGUUAAUCAGGAUACCCGUUUGAACUACAGAAUUUUGGACUUGCGAACUCCAGCAAAUCAAGCAAUUUAUCGCCUUGAGUGCCAAGUGUCAAAUUUGUUUAGGCAGAAUCUGCUAGAUGAAGAUUUUAUAGAGAUCUACACUCCAAAGUUAACUGCAGGCACUAGUGAAGGUGGUGCAGCUGUUUUUAAAUUGGAUUACAAGAAACAGCCAGCGUGUCUUGCACAGUCACCCCAACUUCACAAACAGAUGGCGAUUUGUGGUGAUCUUGGUCGCGUUUUUAUUGUGGGUCCCGUUUUUAGAGCUGAAGACUCUUAUACCCAUAGACAUUUGUGUGAAUUCACAGGUCUUGAUAUUGAAAUGGAGAUUAAAGAACAUUAUUCUGAGGUGAUGGAUGUUGUUGACCGACUUUUUGUUAACAUGUUUGACAAAUUGAAUGAAAGAUGCAAGAAAAAGCUGGAAGCUAUUAGGAAGCAAUACCCCUUCACUCCUUUGAAAUACUUGCGUGAAACCUUGCGGCUUACAUUUGAAGAAGGGAUUCAAAUGCUGAAGGAUGCUGGCAUUGAGGUGGAUCCACUUGGGGAUCUUAACACAGAAUCAGAAAGAAUAUUAGGAAAACUAGUUUUGGAAAAGUAUGGAACUGAAUUCUAUAUACUACACCGUUACCCACUUGCAGUUCGACCUUUUUAUACAAUGCCUUGUCCUGACAACGCGUUGUAUAGCAACUCAUUUGAUGUUUUCAUUAGAGGGGAGGAAAUAAUUUCUGGAGCUCAACGUGUGCACAUCCCUGAGCUUCUAGAGGCACGUGCAACAGCAUGUGGCAUAGAUGUCAAAACCAUAUCGUCAUACAUCGAUUCUUUUAGGUAUUUUGCGCCACCACAUGGUGGGGUUGGAGUUGGAUUGGAACGCGUUGUGAUGCUCUUUUGUGGCCUCGACAACAUCCGCAAAGUGUCACUUUUUCCACGUGACCCUCGAAGGCUAGAACCGUAAUUUUGCUUUCUUUUGGAACAUGGGCUUUUGCCAUUUUUGGUAUGUGAAACAAUAGAAGUUGACUGAGUUUGUAAUGGUGGAGUUGGAACCUGCUGUUUUUGGUUGUAAAUAAAUUGGAACUCUAAUUGGAAUUUCACGGAAACACUUAGUAUGUAUGUAGCUGAACGUACUAAAAAGUAGUAGUUUUGUAUGGGUCGUUA